AUGGAAGCAAAGGCCCUCUUCACCCUUCUCCUCCUCUCAUUGCUGAGCAUAGAUGGAUAUUCGGUGACUUUCAACUACUUGAACCAAUGUGUCCACUCGGUGUGGAUUGCUGCCAGCCCCGGAAUUGGAGACACCAUGCCUGAGUAUGGACCUGAUACGCUCACGAUAUUCGACACUCCAGAUGCAUGGAGUGGCAUGAUUUGGGUUAGGACCCAGUGCACCACCAAUGCCUCAAACUAUUUUUCAUGCGAGACGGGUGAUUGCGGAACCGGCCAACCCGAAUGCCAAGACCCACCGCCGACUUAUCCGGUGACCCUACUGCACUUCACCAUUGACCACUCGUUGGUCUCCUAUGAAGUGAGCUUGAACCACGGCUACAAUGAUGUCCCGGUUCGGAUCCAGCCGGACGGUGGGACUCUGGUGGGUGGGUCAAGGGCAUGUCCUGUUGUUGACUGCAUCCAGGAUCUUAGCAAUGCAUGUCCGUCCACUUUGGUGGCGAAGAACAAGGCGGGGUGGGCGGUUGGGUGCUUUAGCCCAUGUGACGCAUUCAAGGAUCCCAAAUAUUGUUGCACUGGAAGUUAUACCGGACCACAAUGUCUACCCAAUGAGUACUCCGAGACCUUCAAGCAGUUGUGCAACCUAGCCCAUACUUAUCCGAGUGAUAAGGAUCCACCUUUUUACAAGUGUAAUGGAGCUAAGGCAUAUAAUAUAACAUUUUGCCCUUUUUAA
Molecule: messenger RNA, 729 nt
Organism: Vitis riparia (riverbank grape)
Lineage: Eukaryota; Viridiplantae; Streptophyta; Magnoliopsida; Vitales; Vitaceae
Product: thaumatin-like protein 1b
Exons: 2
Coding region: 1-729 (242 amino acids)
Biological process (GO): defense response
Cellular component (GO): extracellular region
Source: RefSeq, a predicted model, not a curated record